GCUCCGUCUCUCAGACAGUCUGUUUUUGCUGCAGUGAACGGUAACCGUGGUGAGGCAAAGAGAGCUUUACAAACAGUGGGGAAAGAGCGGAGGAACAAAGCAGGGAGAAAAUUAACAACAACAAACAAGGAGCAACAACAAGAAGAAGCGAGGAGCUUAUUCCAAGAACUGAAAAGAGGAAAUUCACUGCGGUGGGGGGGGAAAAAACCAAACAAGCUGCGCAUCAAAAGGAGAGUCAUUACUGGUGGGGACCUUACUGGAAACCAGCAGCAGAACCCGACUUCGGAGGAGGAAUAUAACGGUGACACUCCAGAGCCUCGCUGCCCUCCUGAGCUUUCAGUGAGACAGGCGGAUCUGUGUGCCAGACCAUGGCCUUCCCAUCAGCCCCCUCUGCUCUAUGGAUUGUCAGCUUAUUGACUGCACUAUUCGCAGCUGCGGUUCACAGCAACAUUGUCAAUGACGAAGACCCGCUGCAGCCCAUGACCUCGGAUCAGACGGUGUCCGUCGGCGGCACGGUGACGUUGACCUGCUGGGUGGCGGAGACGGACAACUCUUCGCUGCAGUGGUCCAACACUGCGCAACAGACCCUGUACUUUGGAGAGAAGAGAGCCCUGAGAGAUAACCGCAUCCAGCUGCACCGCUCGACACCCACGGAGCUCUCCAUCACCAUCAGCGACGUGCAGCUGUCUGACGAGGGCGAGUACACCUGCUCCAUCUUCACCAUGCCCGUCCGCACGGCCCGGGCGACUGUCACCGUUCUAGGUGUGCCCGCUACACCUCAGAUCUCUGGCUUUGAAGAGCCAGUGCCAGCGGGCGGAAAAGUCACCCUUACCUGCACGACCACGGGCAGCAAGCCCCCCGCCAAGCUACGCUGGUACAAAGGAGGCGUCGAGAUCCAAGGGCGCCCGGACGUGGUCGAGUCCGUCCCAGACGACCCCACUUACAACGUCAGCAGCGAGCUGACCCUGCAGGUGAAUGCCAGCGACGACAACGUCAUCAUCUCCUGCGUCGUCGACCACGACUCUGUGAAACCCGGGGAGAAGAAGAGCGAGCAGUCUCUGCGAGUCUUGUAUACCCCUGAAGUAGCGAUCACCCCUGAGGAGAGGCUGGCGAUAGAGGGGCAGAGGUUUUCUUUGCAGUGUUCAGGCAAAGGCAACCCCGAGCCCUCCGACUACUCCUGGAAGAGGAAGGACGGAGAGCUCCCCCCGCUGGCCAAAGUUCAGGGCGCUUUCUUGUCCUUUUCGAUGCUCAACAAAUCCGACAACGGCGAGUACAUCUGCCACGCCAGGAACACAGUAGGGACGGGCAUGGGGACGUACACGCUACAGGUGCAAGACCCCAACAACCCCGACUCCACAGACGCCGCCGUCCCCACCUUUCUCCCCACGUCCACCGUCCCCCUGACCUCCUCCCCUCCUGACGUCUUCCAAGGCUCAGGGUCAGACUUCAGUGACUUCAUCUCCACCCUUUCCCCCGACUCCCCCCUUUCGACGGUUGUAGCCUCGACCACCGCGCCGCCCUCUCCCACCGCGCCGCCCUCUCCCACCACCGCCCUCUCCAACGCCCUCUUCCCCGACCUGCCUCUCUCCCCUGACUCCCCCCCGCUCAGCCCGCCGUCCCCCGCGACCCCCGCCCCCACCCCGCCCGCCCCCUCAGUUUCCGUCCAGACGAGCGGAGCUUACACUGUCACAGAUGAUGCACGCAACUCGACAGACACGACAGCCAUGGCGUCACCUUCUGGCGUGGACCACGCUGUGAUCGGAGGGGUGGUGGCCGUUAUCGUCUUCAUCCUGCUUUGCCUCCUCAUCGUCCUCGGCAGAUACCUCAUCAGACACAAAGGAACGUAUCUGACCCACGAGGCCAAGGGUUCCGACGACGCCCCUGACGCAGACACGGCUAUCAUCAACGCCGAGGGAGGCCACUCCGGAGCCGAGGAGAAGAAGGAGUACUUCAUCUAGAUGGGUUGGGGUGGGGGGGUG
Fundulus heteroclitus (mummichog) is the source of this 1979-nucleotide messenger RNA. RefSeq names its product cell adhesion molecule 3 (gene cadm3). Gene Ontology annotation, cellular component: presynaptic membrane. The transcript is spliced from 12 exons. The record is from RefSeq and is a predicted model, not a curated record. Gene Ontology annotation, biological process: homophilic cell-cell adhesion. Bases 369 to 1958 code for a protein of 529 amino acids. NCBI's taxonomy places the organism in Eukaryota, Metazoa, Chordata, Actinopteri, Cyprinodontiformes, Fundulidae.